AAAAAAAGAGGGACAACAUAUUUGUUUGGCUGUAGCGAUGUAUUCGCGCGAGCCGUACAGAAGCAAACAUUCGAGUCGGAUUGCAAAACCAAAGUACCGCAUCUGUGUGUUCUGCAUCUCUUUCUUUCACGUCUGCUUGUCUUUCUCUCUCUCUUUCUCCAUUUCGCAUCUGUCUCACUCUCCUCUCACACUCUCUCAUUUCUGCUUAUGUCUCACUUUCCCUCUCCAUCUGUCUUCCCCUUCUCCUCUUUUUUUUGCUUCCGUCUCAGUUUUCCUCGGUCUGUGCCCGUCUCUCUUUCCCUCCAUCCCUCUCUUUCUCUCCCCUCUCCGUCACGUGACCGCCUCUCUUUCUCUCCCUCCGUGCGCGCGCGCGUGCGCAUGCACGCCUUCCCUCUCUGCCGGAGCACCACCACCACCACCAUCAUCAUCACCACCAUCAUCAUCAUCGUCACCGCCACCUCCACCCGACCGCACUUUUAUUCUUCCUUCCUCCCGGGAGCGGACCGAACAGAACCUCGGAGGUGAGGACAUUUCCGCGAGCGUGUGAGUCGUGCGCAAGCGGCUCCAUUGGCCGCGUUCGCCACCCACCGAGCACCGAACACCGCCGGGCGUCUUUGCCGCGGUGAGGCUCACCUCCGGCGGCGGCGGAAGGAGGAAAAAGGCGGCGGGGGGGUUCGGCGGCACCAGACGAGGUGACGAGAGGGAGGGAAAAUGGAAAAUAUGGCCGCAAAUCGACAAUCGAUAUUUCAACCGUAGUCGUUCCCGCCGUCUUGAGGAGGAGGCCCAGGAAGAGGACAAUCCUGCGAUGACGACGACGUCGUUUCUGUCUAUUAGCGCCUUGUGAGGCUCAGGGGAGUUUCCUGCAGGGGGGAGGGGGGGGGGUGCGAAAGGGCCCCGAUCUAGGCCACAAAGAUGGAGUCGGCGCUCGGCGCGGGCGACAAACGUGCUCACCUGGCGCAAGACUGAGAGGCGACCGGACGGCACCCGAAGAUGAGCAAAGGAGCCUCCGCGUGAGCCCAGCGCACCAUCCAGGAAGCGGACGGAGCCUUCGAUCGACAAAAGAGCGCAAUGAGGCGAGCUGCCCGGCUCUAGCGACCCCACCCCACCCCAAAAGUGUGCAUCUGCGCGUGCGUGUGUGUGUGAGCGGCUAGCUAGCGCGUGUAUGAGUGUGAUGGCCAUGUGCGUCUGGGCGGCGGCCCCUCUGCUCUUCCUGGGCCUGUGCCUGUGCAGCGUGGGGGGCCAGGCCCAAGGCGAGGUCCUGGAGUUCGGCGGCGUGUCCAGCCAGUGGGGGCGCUUCCCCGUGUGGAACGCCUGCUGCGAGAGCGUGCUGAGCUUCAGCCUGCGGACGCGCAGCCAGGAGGGCCUGCUGCUCUACCUGGACGACGAGGGCUUCUGCGACUUCCUGGAGCUCCUGCUCCUGCGCGGCCACCUCCGCCUGCGCUUCUCCAUCUUCUGCGCCGAGCCCGCCGAGCUGCAGUCGGGCGUGGCGGUGAGCGACGGGCGCUGGCACGCCGUGCGCGUCAAGCGGGACUGGAAGAACACCUCGCUGGAGGUGGACGGGCGGCUGGAGGGCUGGGCGGAGGUGAAGAGCAAGCGGAGAGACAUGACGGUGUUCAGCCACACCUACGUGGGCGGGGUGACGGCGGAGCUGCGCGCGUCGCCGCUGCGCCUGACUGCGCCGUCGGUGCGCGACCACCCCGCCUUCCGCGGCUGGAUGGGGGCGGUCAGCAUCAACGGCUCGCUGGCCGCGCUGGACGCCUCCGAGGGCGUGACGGUGACGGCGGGCUGCGGGCCGGACCACCGCUGCCAGAACGGAGGGGUGUGCAGCCUGGUGGACGACCGGGCCGUCUGCGACUGCUCCGACACCGGUUACCAAGGCAACGACUGCAGCGAAGAGCGCAGCCACACGCCAGGUCUGGCACACCUGAUGAUUGGCGACCAAGGCCCCCCUCAACACACGUGCACGCACACACAUGCCCGCCCUCCUCCAUCUUCAUCACCGCAUGGCGCAGGGAGGAAGUUGUCUCUCUCGGCGCUGAACCAAGCCCGCGAAGAGUACGUGGCCACCUUCAAGGGCUCCGAGUUCUUCUGCUACGACCUGUCGCCCAACCCCAUCCAGUCGAGCAGCGACGAGAUCACGCUGUCGUUCAAGACGCUGCAGCGCAACGGGCUGAUGCUGCACACGGGCAAGUCGGCCGACUACGUCAACCUGGCGCUGAAGAACGGCGCCGUGUCGCUGGUCAUCAACCUGGGCUCGGGCGCCUUCGAGGCCCUGGUGGAGCCCGUCAACGGCAAGUUCAACGACAACGCCUGGCACGACGUCAAGGUCACCCGCAACCUGAGACAGCACUCAGGCAUUGGACACGCUAUGGUGACCAUCUCGGUGGACGGGAUCCUGACCACCACGGGCUACACCCAGGAGGACUACACCAUGCUGGGGUCCGACGACUUCUUCUACGUGGGAGGCAGCCCCAGCACGGCGGACCUGCCGGGCUCCCCAGUCAGCAACAACUUCAUGGGCUGUUUGAAAGAGGUGGUGUACAAGAACAACGACGUGCGGCUGGAGCUGUCUCGACUGGCUAAGCAGGGGGACCCCAAGAUGAAGGUGAGCGGCGUGGUGUCCUUCAAGUGCGAGAGCGUGGCCACGCUGGAUCCCGUCACCUUCGACACGCCCGAGUCCUUCGUGGCGCUGAGCAAGUGGACGGCCAAGAAGGCGGGCUCCAUCUCCUUCGACUUCCGGACCACCGAGCCCAACGGCUUGAUGCUCUUCAGCCACGGGAAGCCCAGGCAGAUUCAGCGCAAGGACCCCCGCACGCCGCCCACCGUCAAGGUGGACUUCUUCGCCAUUGAGAUGCUGGACGGCCACCUGUACCUGCUGCUGGACAUGGGCUCGGGGACCACCAAGACCAAGGCCAUCGACAGGAAGGUCAACGACGGCGAGUGGUACCACGUGGACUUUCAGAGGGACGGGCGCUCAGGGACCAUCUCGGUGAACAGCGUGAGAACGGCGUACACGGCUCCCGGCGACAGCGAGAUCCUGGACCUGGACGACACGCUGUACCUCGGCGGUCUUCCCGAGGACCGCGCCGGGCUCAUCUUCCCCACGGAGGUGUGGACGGCGCUGUUGAACUACGGCUACGUGGGCUGCAUCCGCGACCUUUUCGUGGACGGCCAGAGCAAAGACAUCCGGCGUCUGGCCGAGGCCCAGCGGGCGGUGGGCGUCAAGCCCUCGUGCUCCCGCGAGCCCCCCAAGCAGUGCCUGUCCAACCCGUGCCAGCACAACGGCGUCUGCCGGGAGGGCUGGAACCGCUACGUCUGCGACUGCUCGGGCACCGGGUACCUGGGACGCUCCUGCGAGCGAGACGCGACCAUCCUGUCGUACGACGGCAGCAAGUUUAUGAAGGUGCAGCUGCCCAUGGCCAUGCACACGGAGGCGGAGGACGUGUCGCUGCGCUUCCGCUCCCAGCGGGCCUACGGCGUCCUCAUGGCGACCACGUCCCGCAACUCGGCCGACACCCUCCGGCUGGAGCUGGACGGCGGCCGCGUGCGCCUCACCGUCAACUUAGACUGUAUCAGGAUAAACUGUACCGCCAGUAAAGGCCCAGAGACCAUCUUUGCGGGCUCGGGUCUCAAUGAUAAUGAGUGGCACACGGUGCGGGUGGUCCGGCGCGGCAAGGGCCUCAAGCUCACCGUGGACGACCUGCAGCCCGUCGAAGGUCAAAUGGCGGGCGACCACACGCAGCUGGAGUUCCACAACGUGGAGACGGGCAUCGUGACGGAGAAGCGCUUCAUGCCGGCCGUGCCGUCCAACUUCAUCGGGCACCUGCAGGGCCUGGCGCUCAACGGGAUGCCCUACAUCGACCUGUGCAAGAACGGCGACAUCGACUACUGCGAGCUCAACGCCGUCAUCGGCUACAAGAGCAUCGUGGCCGACCCGGUCACCUUCCGCUCGCGCUCCAGCUUCGUCACGCUGCCCACGUUGCAGGCCUACUACUCCAUGCACCUCUUCAUGCAGUUCAAGACCACCUCGCCCGACGGGCUGGUCCUCUUCAACCGCGGCGACGGCAACGACUUCAUCGUGGUGGAGCUGGUCAAAGGAUACCUUCACUACAUCUCCGACCUGGGCAACGGCGCCCACCUGAUCAAGGGCAACUCCAACAGCCCCCUGAACGACAACCACUGGCACAACGUGCACAUCUCCCGGGACACCAACAACCUCCACACCGUCAAGAUCGACACCAAAGUCACCACGCAGACCACCAUGGGCGCCAAGAACCUGGACUUGAAGGGUGACCUGUACAUCGGGGGCGUGUCCAAAGAGAUGUACCGGGACCUCCCCAAGUUGGUGCACUCGCGCGAGGGCUUCCAGGGCUGCCUGGCCACCGUGGACCUGAACGGGCGACUGCCCGACCUGCUGGCGGACGCCCUGGCCACCGUUGGGCAGGUGGAGCGGGGCUGCGAAGGUCCCAGCACCACGUGCCAGGAGGACUCGUGCUCCAAUCAGGGCGUCUGCCUGCAGCAGUGGGAGGGCUUCACCUGCGACUGCAGCAUGACCUCGUACGCCGGACCGCUGUGCAACGACGCCGGCACCACGUACAUCUUCGGCCGCGACGGCGGCGUGGUGGUCUACACGUGGCCCCCCAACGAGCGCCCCAGCACCCGGGCCGACCGGCUGGCCUUGGGCUUCAGCACCCAGCAGAAGCAGGCCGUCCUGCUGCGAGUGGACAGCGCGUCCGGCCUGGGAGAUUACCUGCAGCUGCAGAUAGACAAGGGCAACAUCCGCGUGGUGUUCAACGUGGGCACGGACGACAUCAACAUCGAGGAGAGCUCCAAGUUCGUCAACGACGGGAAGUACCACAUCGUGCGCUUCACGCGCAGCGGCGGCAACGCCACGCUGCAGCUGGACGACCUGCCCGUCAUCGAGCGCUACCCCUCAGGCAACAUUGAUAACGAGCGCCUGGCCAUCGCCAGACAGCGAAUCCCCUAUCGGCUCGGUCGAGUAGUUGACGAUUGGCUACUCGACAAAGGUCGGCAGCUGACCAUCUUCAACAGCCAGACGACGGUGCGCGUGGGUGGCGGCGGCGAGCGACGCGCCGGAAUGUUCCAGGGCCAGCUGUCGGGCUUGUACUACAACGGCCUGCGCAUCCUCAACAUGGCGGCCGAGGGCCACCCCCACGUCCGCGUGGAGGGCAGCGCCCGGCUGGUGGGCGACAUGCCGUCCUCCUCCAUCACGCCGCAGUCCAGCGCCGCCGCCGCCCCCGGAGGCGGGGCCAACCGCUCCGACUCGGCGCCCGCCGGCGGGGACGUGACGGCCACCACCGCCAGCAACAGGAAGCAGGGAGCCACGCAGCAGUCGGCGGACGACAUCCUGGUGGCGUCGGCGGAGUGUCCGAGCGACGACGAAGACAUCGACCCGUGCGAUCCCAGCUCAGCACGUCCCCCCUUGCCCGAGGUGAAGGUGUUCCCCGGGCCGUCGGAGGUGGUCCGCGAGAGCAGCAGCACCACGGGCAUGGUGGUGGGCAUCGUGGCGGCGGCGGCCCUGUGCAUCCUCAUCCUGCUCUACGCCAUGUACAAGUACCGCAACCGGGACGAGGGCUCGUACCACGUGGACGAGAGCCGCAACUACAUCAGCAACUCGGCCACGCAGCCCAACGGCAGCGCCAAGGACAAGCCGCUGGGCAUCACCAAGCUCUCCAAGAACAAGAAGAACAAGGACAAGGAGUACUACGUCUAACGUAUCUACACAUAUAUAUACAUAUAUAUAUAUAUAUAUAUAUAUAUUCUCCCAAAAACUGAAGGCUCAGUGUACAUAAAUAGGUAUAUUCUCCCUAACGAGAAACACACACAUGGACAUGUUAACGCAACACUACACGCAUUCAAGCACAAAGAUACACGGACAAAAUGUACAAAACGAGCCUCCGGACCGGGCUCGGGCUCCUUUUCGGAGAGAAACGCAUGAAAGCGGCGGGCCACGCCCACCGCUUACGAGCCGCCGCUUAAAAAUGUCAGUCGUCCAACUUUUGGGAUUUUACAGGCCAUCCGGAUUCUAGAACGCUCGUCGUCAUUUGGAGCCAGUCGCCCGCUGACUUUGAGUACCGGUCGCCGGGCCAAUCGCGGGCAAACAGAAGACGGCUGCGGUCGAGAGCGAAUCUUCGCUGACCCAAACUCCGGAUUCAAACCCAGAACCUGUGGACUCUGAAGCGGGCAUACUAACGAACUAACGUGAAAAGAAAUCGCCGUGUGCAGUACAGAGAACGGCCCGCGGAGGCAGCAUGGCGCCAACUGGGCAAGAAGAAACGGAAGAAGCUCGACUAACUGUUAGCUUAUUUGCUAACUACGUCACGGCGUCAAACUGGCAAACAAAGGCCACCGGUUGAGCCUCUAUCUGCUUGCUGAUCGUUUUUGGUGUUCUGUCCAUCCACCCAUCCAUCCGUCGUAAAAUUUGAUCACACUUUGCAUUUUUGACAGAGGGGGCGUGACUGCGUUCAGAGCACAUCGGGGGAGGGGAACAAAAAUCACCCGCAGGAUAAUCGCUCAGGAUCAUCUUUCAGAAACAUCUGAUAAUCUGGCCUUGGCAGACGUUUUUAUUAGCAAGGGAGGGAAAAGGGCUCAGAUCUGGCUCGAUUGGCAGAUUGGCGCAAGGCCGCCUGACCAGGUUGUGAUCGUAAAUAUUGAACAGGUUUAACAUUUACGAUUUUCCAAGCAGAACAGGGAGGAAGGAAAAUGGUUCUUAACACACCACCCACACCACGGGAUCAUCGCUCAGGAUAAUCUGAUGAUCGGGCAUUUGCUGAUUUUGAUGUCAGAGGAUGGGAAAUGUGGAUGCGUGUGUCGGCGCUAAAUUCAAAUUGAAUUAUGAUGCAUUUCGGAGACAUCCGAUAAUCUGGCCUCUGCUGACGACAAGGGAGCGGAAUUAGCCCGAUUAAUCAGUACGCGCGUGCCCGCUUUUGCGGCGCUACUGCGGUAAAUAUUAAAGCGAGCGGCCCCGGCUUUCGCGUUGCGUUCAUAUCGUACUCCGACCGCACGUUGACGACUGACAUUUUUAUUCCUUUGCGGGCAUGCUGAAAAGUGUGUGAGAGGGGAAGAGAGAGAGAGAGAGAGAGAGAGAGAGAGAG
This is a messenger RNA of Syngnathoides biaculeatus (alligator pipefish), 7115 nucleotides long. RefSeq names its product neurexin 1a (gene nrxn1a). The coding region runs from base 1163 to 5734 and encodes 1523 amino acids. NCBI's taxonomy places the organism in Eukaryota, Metazoa, Chordata, Actinopteri, Syngnathiformes, Syngnathidae. The record is from RefSeq and is a predicted model, not a curated record. The transcript is spliced from 27 exons.